Molecule: messenger RNA, 1465 nt
Organism: Diatraea saccharalis (sugarcane borer)
Lineage: Eukaryota; Metazoa; Arthropoda; Insecta; Lepidoptera; Crambidae
Source: the annotation of a GenBank genome assembly
AUGAAUUUCCCUCUUCAUAUUGAAGUGGUACAGAAAAGACAAAGUCGAGUGUCUAAAGACCACGUGAAGGAAAUUGUUCACUCUUAUUUAUCUAAUUUCGCGUGUUUGACUCCCGGAGCUAUAAUAUCCACGGACGAGAUCGAUGAAAGUUUGGAUUUACGAGAUCACGUACAGUCCAUUGCGAUAUGCGAUGUGGACUAUGAAACUGAAGUGCAAAUGACAAACGUAGAAUUAGAUUAUCAUGUAUACAAAUUGGACAAUUUUGGUGCCGAGACCGACACGAUGACGGACGCUACCUCCGGGGACGAACUCGCCGCCGCGGACGUGUGGGCUCUGCCCUCGGAAGAGUUUCACGGUCUCUGGGAAAGUUUGGUGUACGACUCGAAACUAAAAGAAGACACUCUUCGAUUCGCCGAAACCGCGUUCGAGUUUGCCGAUCGAGGAGUCGAUCAGACAGUCGUCGGCUGCAACCGGGUAAUCCUGCUGCACGGGCCUCCCGGAACAGGCAAGACAAGCCUGUGCCGGGCGCUCGCCCAGAAGCUGGCCGUGCGCCUUGGCGAUCGAUUUCCACGGGCUCGUCUCCUCGAAAUCAAUGCGCACGGUCUAUUCUCAAAGUGGUUCUCGGAGAGCGGUAAACUCGUUGCUCGCCUGUUUGACCGCGUGCGCGAUAUCCUUGACGACCCUCGUUUACUCGCGUGCGUGCUUGUCGACGAGGUCGAAUCGCUGGCGCACGCGCGCAGGUCGGCGCUCGCCGGCCUCGAACCGUCCGACUCUAUCCGAGCAGUAAAUGCGAUUCUAACGCAGCUCGACCGACUACGUCGGUACCCGAACGCGCUCGUGCUCGCGACCUCAAAUGUGACCGGUGCGAUCGAUGCCGCGUUCGUCGACCGCGCGGACGUGAAACGGUUCGUGGGACCGCCGUCGGCGCGCGCCGCCUACGAAAUUUUGCGAGGUUGCUGUGGUGAACUGGUAGCACGCGGUGUGGUGACGGGCGGUGAGCGCGCAUUUCCUCUACGCGCGCUGGAGGGCUCGCGUUUCGCCGAAAGCGCCGCGUCUCGCUGUAGCCUGCGGCUGUGGGACGCGGCGCGUGAGGCGGCGGCAGCGGGGGCGUCAGCGCGGGCGCUGCGGCGGCUUCCACUGCUGGCGCGCGCGUUACACUGCCCCUCCCCGCGGAAGGCGCCGGACCUCACUCAGUUCGUGGAGGCGCUCCACGCGGCGCUCCGGCAGCACCUUGCUGAUGCUGCGCACCUCGAUGCGCCUGCUCACUGACCCUCCCUGACGCCAUUCCCAAAAUGUACAGUAGUUUUAAGUGUAACGUCUUGAGUGACUCUUGAAUUGUUUACUUUACAGUGAUGUUGCCAUGUGAGUUUCUGAGAAACCUCAUUAAAGAAAGGAUCUAAUAAAUAUUUUACUACUUUAUUAAGUGUAUAGUCAUAUGGACUGAAAAUAAAUUUUAAUUAAUAUU